Naegleria gruberi is the source of this 3027-nucleotide messenger RNA. RefSeq lists its product as uncharacterized. The coding region runs from base 1 to 3027 and encodes 1008 amino acids. The transcript has 6 exons. Lineage: Eukaryota; Heterolobosea; Eutetramitea; Acrasida; Naegleriidae. Gene Ontology annotation, molecular function: protein binding. The record is from RefSeq and is a predicted model, not a curated record.
AUGCUACAUUCACCAAAGAAGAAUAAUAAGCCAAAUUCUUCUUCAUCAACUAGAAGAAGUUAUAAUAGUGCUAAAUUUUCAUCAUCAAUACAAUCGGAUAAAACAAUUAUUCCAAAACAGUGGUCGGAAGCAAAAGAAUUAUUGCAAUCACUUGAUACAACAAAUGUUAAUACAACAAAAUCUGUUGAGGAUAUUUUGGAGUCUUUAAACUCAAUUUCUUAUCCUGUUAGAGGAAUUGACACUGAAUUUUGUUUGGAUGUCGUUGUGAGAAUUGCUCAAUAUUUACAAUCGGCUGAAUCACAAGAUUUGCUAAUUUCGAAAUUAUGCCAAUUGAUUUCUACAUUGACAAUCAAACAAGAAUUUCAAUUUUCAGAAAAGAGGGGAGAGGAUUUAAUAUCUGUGUUUACACAAUUUAUUUCAUCAUCAUCUACAUGGUUAUUAGCUGAUUGUUUGAGGACAUUGAGUUUUAUUCUUUAUGAUAUGGCCUCCAAAUGCUCUUCUGAAACCUACAAGUCGAUUUUAACAGUUGUAAUACCACAAAUGAAGGUUUCUGUAUCGGACUUGGAAGUAAGGAAACAAUCUAUCAAUUGCCUUGUGAAUUUAUUCUCAAAACCAAACCCAGAAGUGUUAUCACCAUAUUGCAAGACAAUUUACUCUUCUACAUUGCAAAAUUUGGAAAUGCUUACAAAAGGAAUAGCAGUAGAAAAUGCCCAAAAAGUCCUUUACUCUUCUCUUAAAUUGCUUUCUGGUGUUAUUCAAACUGGUGACAAGAUUCAUUUGCCAGAUAUUGAAAAGAUAGUUUCUCACAUUUCGAAACUAAUGCUUUUUGGAACAAUAUUUUUCCCUGCUCAAUCUUCUACAAAUCCAAAGAAGGACUCAGGAUUUGCAUCAGAUUCAGAUUAUUCAGAUUCAGAUUCUCCACAUAUAAAUAGAGAUGCUGUAAAGAUUAGAAUAGCAGCACUCCAACUUAUCAACACAUUGGCUAAGAAGGAUUUCAAGUCGUUAUUCGCUCAGUGGAAGAUUUUAUUCUCAGACAAUGAUAGUACAAAUCAAAAUCCAAAAUCUAAGCAGACUUUAUCUACAGUUUUACUCUUUGAUCCAUCCUCAAAGGUUAGAUUAGCAGCAGCUCAAGCGUUAGCUUCAAUGCUGGAGAAUAGUGAACUUUACCUUGCUCAAGCAAGUGAAAUGAAGACAAAGUCUGCAUUUACAUCAUUUUCUCAAACUCUUGCAUCGAUAAUCAAAGAAUUACACUACACAUUAAUAUUAUCAAUCAAAAAAGAGUCUCUUCCUAUUCUUCCAGUUUCUAUCAGAACACUUUCUUUACUAAUCGAAAAUACUCCUUACAAUAAGAUGAAUUGUGAUAUUAUCCUUACAAACAUUUCAGAAAUUCUGGUUGGUCUUAUCAAUUCUUCACAAGUAGACAAGACAGUUCAAAAUCAAUCAUUUUUAUGUUUGGCUACAUUAUUUGGAACCAAGGAACCUCUAAGUGAGGUUGGUGCAAUUCUAAGGAACUCCAAGUUGAGUAUUAUUCCACUCUUGAUAGAAUAUUUAUCCGAAGAGUAUGUCUAUGUCAUAAGAACAGAAGCUGCACAAGUUUUGGCCAAUAUUGCCAAAAACUAUCCAGAUCUACUGUGGGAUAAUUGGAGGAUUAUUUUGAGAAAGAUUAGGAUUGGUUUGAAUCACAAUGACCAAACUCUUCGUCUUACAGUUAUUCAAAUUGUCAACAAUUUUACCUCACCGUUCAGUGAAUCAAAGAUACCUGCUGUUUCUUUCAAGAAACCAGUAGAAGGAUUUAACACACUCAAAAUUGAUGAAAGUGUAUGGGAGAGCAUAACUGAUAUGGUUCUUGCUCAUGCACUUCAAGAUUCUAAUCAGUCCAUCAGGUCUGCUGCUGUUUCAAUAUUUUCUAAUAUUGUUCCAUCUACCUUUGACUCUUUCGGAGAACAAUUGUCAGAAAAAAUUAUUUCCUUAGUAUUUUCAAGUAUGAAUGACGAAAAUGCAAAUGUUAAAUCAUCUGCAUGUCGUACCGUUGGAGUGUUUGUAUUGUUUGGAAAACUUCAAAACAAUUUACAAUUCAUGAGCAAGUCUCUCAAAUAUUUCCAGGAUAUGUUAAGCGAUUCAUCUCUUAAUGUAAGAAUUAGAGCUUCGUGGUCCUUUGCAAACCUAUGUGAUGCAUUGAGAUCCUCUGAUUUGAGAAGCAAUUUAGAGCUUGUCAUUCCUGUUCUAAUUUCUAGUUUAAGCUCAUGUCACGACAAUGAUAAGGUUCUUUGUAAUGCUGUAAGAGCGUUAGGUAAUAUUGCCAGCUUUGCUGACCGAGAGCUUUUGAACAACCACGUACAACAAGAAGGGGUAUCUUAUUUUGUUCGUACUUCCAAGGAAGGAAAAGGAGAGACUUCAACAAACCUAACUACUGUAGAACAAGUGUUACUUCAAACACUCUCAAGCGCUCUUAUUUCCAGCGGAUCUUCUGUUAAGUCAAGGUGGAAUACUUGCUAUGCUUUGGGCAAUUUGAUUGGCAACACAAACAUAGCCAUUCAAACAAUCGAUGAAAUUGUAAACAUGUUGUGUGAAAGGAUUUCUUCAGAUGAAAACUUCAAAGUGAGGAUUCAAGCAGUUCUAGCACUUUCUCUUUUAACAAAAGAUUACGGUAGUUCAAUGAACAAUUUUAGAGUAUGGCGUUGCUUGAUUGAUUCCAUCAACGAACUUUCGUCAGACAAUCCACCUGCUCAAUUCUCAGAGUACAAGUAUAUCAAGACACUCAAGAAGCAAAUAUUAAGCACACUAUCUAUCUUUGUAGAAAAUAUUAAUCUUGAAGCAUUUCUUAGAAGUGGAGUCAAUGUCCAAGAAUAUUUCAUUGAAACUGGUGAAGUAGUUGUUACUGCAUUCUCAGAAUGUGAGUGGGAGGAAUGCUAUCAAGAUACCAUCAAAAAGAUUAUUGCAGCAUUUGAUUUAUUAGAAUUGGAUACCGAAUCACAUGCCUUGAACACCAUUCUAAAAAGGCAUACAUUUACCACCGAACAAAUAUAA